UAAUGUAAACAUUCCGGUGACGUAGUCCUACUCUGGUUUUGUUGAUUCGACUCUUUCAUUGUUUCCUUUUCAUUUAGAUCUAGAUCUAGUCUAUGAAAUUAUUACAGUUUACAGUUUUCAAAAGCUUCAAAAACAUGAGUUCAAGUACUACAAGUGGUCAUUGGAGUCAAGCCCUUACGGCGGCAAUGAGCGAUCCUCAACAAAUUCUUGAUAGUGAUGAUCAAAUAGUGAUAAUUAAAGAUAAAUAUCCCAAAGCCUUAUAUCAUUUUCUUGUGUUACCAAGAAGAAAGAUGCCCAAUUUAAGAAGUAUGACAAAAAACGACCUUGAUCUGCUCAAAUAUAUGCACAAUAAAGGGGAAGCUUUUGCAAAUCGAGCUAAUAAAGAAUUGAAAUUUCGUUUUGGUUAUCAUGCAAUUCCUAGUAUGAGCCACUUACAUAUGCAUAUAAUAAGUCAAGACUUUAACAGUUCGUGUUUAAAAACUGUGAAGCAUUGGAAUUCAUUUAACACUGAAAAUUUCGUAGACUCUGCAGAUCUAAUUAAAGAAAUUGAAACAAAAGGAAGAUUUGAAAUUGACCAGGAAGAAAUUAGUUUAUUGCUGAAAAAAGACUUAUGUUGUCAUGUAUGCAAACAAAGUUUCUCCACACUCCCAAAGCUCAAAGAUCACAUUGUUCUCCAUGACGUUACCAGAAGAGAAAACAAAUAAUAUUAAAAGCUGGAAAAGAGUUAUUGAGAAUGCAAAUUAUUUGCUAGUCUUUUAUACUUUGACUACUUUAGGUCACUUCCUGAUGGCUGCUUUAAAAUCAGUUAAAUAUAAAAAAGCAAUUAACGCAACAGAAAUGUAUAUUUUCAGUUAUUGUGGAAAUUCUGAGUGAAUUAUGGAUAGAAUAAACAGUGAAAGGAAAACUGGCUUAUUGUGUUACUGCAUGGCUCUGGAUGAUUGAAGUCUCGUAGGCUUUGGCUAUCCGAUUCAGCAGAGACUUCCUAAACUGGUCUAGAAAGUUCAAAUUAUCCUUUCAGAAAGGGUCUGCCUCAUUGUCCCAAAAGCUGAAAGUGGCAGUUGUGCUAUGGUGGUCAUAUAAUACGUUUAGGAGCAACUCCUUGAGGUGCAUGGCCUUUGGUUGCUUGAAACCAAGAAUGAAAGUGACCAAAGAAGAACCCCUCAAUAAAAUUGUGUGAUGGUAUCAGCCAUUGCAGUACAUUGUGACAGUGUCAGGAAUAAAUCAUUCUCAGUGCUAGGGUUUCAUGUGGCCCUUGUUUUUACCUGUUACAGUUAUGUUGAAUUUGUGUACAUGUCGUUUUUUUUGGUGUUUGAUUCUUUGGACUUCUUCGUGUCCACAUUAACUUAAUCUACAAAUUAAAACUCAAAUAUUUUAAUCAAAUUAACUCUAGUUGUUUACUUUCUGUAUUAUUUUUACAAGUUUUGGAUGUUCAUUAUUGUUCCUUCAGAGUUGAAGAUAAACUACUACCUAGUACAAACCUCCCCCAGUACCACAGAGGAUGAAAGUGGGUAGGAUAUGAACCCAGGACCAUUGAGAUAACCUAAUGACAGUCUAGAGCACAUGACCAGCUAGCCAUAUCUCUGAAUUACAAUGUAAUAGAUUCAUCAAGCCUAUCUAGUGAUAUGAAACAGACAAAUUUCAGAUUAUCAUUUUCAACAAGUGACUUGGCAUCCCAUGGAAUUUUCUUUGAGAUAUAUUUAGCCAUUCUAGUAAGAGUCACUUAUAUCUAAAAGUUAUGAUGUUAUUCUAGUUUAAACAAAUUUCAAGGCUUGAUCCCCCCCCCCUUGCUUGCCAAAUUUGCUUGUGACACUUGUUAUGGCCUAUGUACUUUUUUUUACUAUUCCAAUCCAGUACAGAGAAGAGUAACUGUUCAAAAAUGUUUUAUUACACUAUCGCACAAUCAUAUACAGUACUCUUUAGUGGCAUGUUAAAAUUGUGUGUAAUUUUUUUUUUAUUUAAAAGCUAUGCAUUCUUUUCACACUCCCAAAAAAAUAUAUUUUGAUUUUUGUGUAAUAAAAGAAUUAUACUUUU
Messenger RNA from Biomphalaria glabrata, 2031 nucleotides. RefSeq names its product aprataxin-like. Bases 93 to 704 code for a protein of 203 amino acids. Gene Ontology annotation, cellular component: nucleus. The transcript is spliced from 6 exons. The record is from RefSeq and is a predicted model, not a curated record. Gene Ontology annotation, biological process: double-strand break repair; single strand break repair. Gene Ontology annotation, molecular function: mismatched DNA binding; double-stranded RNA binding; DNA 5'-adenosine monophosphate hydrolase activity. Lineage: Eukaryota; Metazoa; Mollusca; Gastropoda; Planorbidae.